AUGGCUCUCAAAGAGGGACUCAGGGCCUGGAAGAGGAUCUUCUGGCGGCUGAUCCUACUUGCAGUUGGCUUCUCAGGGCUGCUCCUGCACGGACUCCUCCCCACAGUCAGAUAUCUGGAAACCCUCAUCCCUAUGGGCACCUGCCCUUUCGCCAAAAUGUCCCUGCUGAGGGACAAUUUCUCGGGUCUCCUGCGUCUCUGGACCCGGCCUGAAGUCCUGACCUGUACCUCCUGGGGGGCCCCCAUUAUCUGGGAUGGCACUUUCGAUCCAGAUGCGGCCCAGCAAGAGGCCCUACAGCAGAACCUCACCAUUGGGCUGACUGUCUUUGCUGUAGGCAGGUACCUGGAGAAGUAUCUGCAGCACUUCCUGAUGACAGCCGAGCAGCACUUCAUGGUGGGCCAGCGCGUGGUCUACUACGUGUUCACUGAGCGCCCGGCUGCGGUGCCUCGCCUGCGGCUGGGCCCGCGCCGCCAGCUGCGCGUGGAGCCGGUGUCCCGCCAGCAGCGCUGGCAGGACGUGUCGAUGGCGCGCAUGCGCACGCUGCACGCGGCGCUGGGCGGCCGGCUGGGCCGCGAGGCGGACUUCGUGUUCUGCAUGGACGUGGACCAGUACUUCAGCGGCGCCUUCGGGCCCGAGGCGCUGGCCGACUCGGUGGCGCAGCUGCACGCCUGGCACUACCACUGGCCGCGGCCGCUGCUGCCCUAUGAGCGCGACGCGCGCUCGGCCGCCGCACUGUCGUCCGACGAGGGCGACUUCUACUACCACGGGGCCCUGUUUGGGGGCACAGUGGCGGCGGUGCGCGGGCUGACGGCGCACUGCGCGCGGGGCCAGGAGCAGGACCGCAUGCGCGGCCUCGAGGCGCGCUGGCACGACGAGAGCCACCUCAACAAGUACUUCUGGCUGUACAAGCCCGCCAAGGUCCUGUCGCCUGAGUUCUGCUGGAGCCCGGAAAUAGGCCGGCGGGCCGAGAUCCGCCGCCCGCGCCUGCUCUGGGCGCCCAAGGAGUACGCUCAGGUGCGCGACUAG
This is a messenger RNA of Pteronotus mesoamericanus, 1026 nucleotides long. RefSeq names its product alpha 1,3-galactosyltransferase 2 (gene A3GALT2). The transcript is spliced from 5 exons. Gene Ontology annotation, biological process: carbohydrate metabolic process. Gene Ontology annotation, cellular component: membrane; vesicle; Golgi apparatus. Bases 1 to 1026 code for a protein of 341 amino acids. Gene Ontology annotation, molecular function: hexosyltransferase activity. Lineage: Eukaryota; Metazoa; Chordata; Mammalia; Chiroptera; Mormoopidae. The record is from RefSeq and is a predicted model, not a curated record.